Molecule: messenger RNA, 2171 nt
Organism: Camellia sinensis
Lineage: Eukaryota; Viridiplantae; Streptophyta; Magnoliopsida; Ericales; Theaceae
Source: RefSeq, a predicted model, not a curated record
UCUCUCUCUCUCUCUCUCUCAUAAACUUGGUUUGGCUAGGUUUAUUUGUAGUUAUGUGUAUGGCUUUUAUUGAAUUUCAAUUAUCAAACCUAUGGUUUGAAAUUCAAAUUUGAAGGAGCUUGGUGGUGGGUUUGAAAUAAAUGUGAAGAAAGGGAUGAAGAAUCAUCAAGAAGGCCAGUACUGAGGAUAAGAUACAGUGGAAACUAUAAGAGAAGCUUUUAAUGUUUCUCUAAUAGUUGAUCUGUGGCCUCAUCAAUGAAUCUUAGAGUUCCUCCUGUCCAAGCCCACAAAAUCCAGUAAACUUUAGUGCCACAGACAGAGAGAGAGAGAGAGAGAAGAUGAUGAUGAACAGUCUGAUAUUAGAUGACAAUAUGUCAAACUUGACUUCCGCAUCCAACGAAGCAAGCAUAUCUUCAAGCAAUAGAAAUGAAGUUGGUAGUUUGUACCCACAACAGCAGUCUUUCGCAUCGCCAAAUCAACCACCACUGGCGAAGAAGAAAAGAAAUCUCCCAGGCAAUCCAGACCCAGAAGCAGAAGUGAUGGCUUUGUCCCCAAAAACCCUCAUGGCAACAAACAGAUUCAUAUGUGAAAUUUGCAAUAAAGGGUUUCAGAGAGAUCAGAACCUUCAGCUUCACAGAAGAGGGCAUAAUUUGCCAUGGAAGCUCAAGCAAAGAGCAAACAAAGAGGUGAUAAAGAAGAAGGUGUAUGUGUGUCCAGAACCAACAUGUGUGCACCAUGACCCUUCAAGGGCCCUUGGGGACCUCACCGGGAUCAAGAAGCACUUUUCAAGAAAGCACGGCGAGAAGAAGUGGAAAUGUGAAAAGUGCUCAAAGCGAUAUGCUGUUCAGUCUGAUUGGAAAGCCCACUCCAAAAUUUGUGGCACCAGAGAGUAUAGAUGUGAUUGUGGAACCCUUUUCUCAAGGAGGGACAGUUUCAUCACCCAUAGAGCCUUCUGUGAUGCAUUAGCAGAAGAGAGUGCAAGGUCAAUCACAUUAGCAAACCACCCACUUCUCUCGUCUUCCCAACCACCAAUCACUUCAUCUUCCCAUUUUAACCUCCAUCUCCAAAAUCAUCACCUCCACAACCCUCCAACUCUCCAACCAUUUCCUCUCAUGAAAAGAGAACAACAAGACCAAAGCUUCAACAACCUAAUAAGGCCACCACCAGAGCUUCCACCAUGGUUAGCCUGCCAAACACUGGUGGGUGAAGGUGGUGCACCACCACCUAUUGACCUCUCCACCCAAUUAUUCUCUUCAAGGUUAGACCAACACCAACACCACCACUCAUUCAUCCACCACAAUGAAAACCCUAACCCUAGCACUAGCCUUAGUACUACAACUACUACUCCGUCACUUCCCUCCUUUCAACCCACAUCUUCCCCGCACAUGUCUGCAACAGCAUUGCUGCAAAAAGCAGCACAAAUGGGUGUAACAAUGAGCAAACCUUGUCCUUCAGAGAGUUUGAUCCUCAACAGACCCCACCAAGCUCAUCACAUGAGUUGUUCUUCCACGUCAUUGGCCUCAUCUACAGCUGGCUCUGGUCUGGAUUUGUCAUCACGUGAAGAAAUGGAAAUUAGUGGGUUUUCUCAAAGCUUAGCAUCGUUUGGGAAUAAGGCUGUUGUCACCUCUGGUUACAUGGAACAAGUUGGUGCAACUAUGGUAGGUUCUUCUUUGCCUUGUGGAAGUGGGUUUGAAGGAUCAUCAUCUUUUGAAGAGGCUUUGAAUGGAAUGCUGAAUCCAAGAAUGGAGAGUCAUUUUCAAGAAACAUUUUCAAAACCAGCAGCCAUGGAAACCCAUUUGAGGAGAAGUAAUGAAGGCGGCGGUGGCGGGGGUGGCAAUGAUGGGUUGACUAGGGAUUUCUUGGGUCUUAGAACAAUCUCUCAUAGGGGGUUUCCAAACAUAGCUGGGCUUGAUCAUAUGAACUCACCAUCAUCUUCAUAUGAUCAGCAGAACCAAAAUCAAACACCAUGGCAAGGUUAGAUUAAUGUAUAUUAUGGGUGAAGUUUCUAGUUACAUUUGAGUUAUUGUCUUGAGUUUGUUCUUGUUGUAAUUCAUCAUUUAUCUGUUCUUCUACAUAAUAAGAACACAAGCAACUGCAAUUUGUUCUUUUCAUUUAGGACUGUUUUUGGUUUCUUUGCAUUUUUAAUAAAUUCAAUGUUGCCUUCUUGAUCA